AUGCGGAACCAGAGCAGAGCUAAUGGCUCACUUCACUACCUUAAGCCCAAGCUGGGACAUUCUCUAAAGCUUAAAUUCAGUGGCAUCUAUCUUGCUCAGUUGUCUUCCUUUGGUCUGUUGAUACUAUCUUUCUCCCUCGAAAAACCAGAACUUCUGGGAGCGGAACCUUCCCCCCAAAACUUGUUGGACUCGAACCAGCACCUCUGCACAAAAGACAGACCAGAUGAACUACCUUUAUUCGACUCGUGGCUUGACCCGGUUCUUGUGCGACCUACAUCUGAGGGGGUCCUUCACUUCAAUAUGGGUGUGAUUUUGACCCCGUUCCAACCUAGCUAA
Molecule: messenger RNA, 336 nt
Organism: Sphenostylis stenocarpa
Lineage: Eukaryota; Viridiplantae; Streptophyta; Magnoliopsida; Fabales; Fabaceae
Source: the annotation of a GenBank genome assembly